Molecule: messenger RNA, 1392 nt
Organism: Uncinocarpus reesii 1704
Lineage: Eukaryota; Fungi; Ascomycota; Eurotiomycetes; Onygenales; Onygenaceae
Exons: 2
Coding region: 1-1392 (463 amino acids)
Biological process (GO): transmembrane transport
Cellular component (GO): brush border membrane
Molecular function (GO): transmembrane transporter activity
Source: RefSeq, a predicted model, not a curated record
AUGGCGACCACGACCAUAUCCUCGCCACAGCGGAAGCGCAUUCUGAAAGUGCUAUUUGUCUCUCUUCUUCUAGACCUGAUAUCCUUCACCUUCAUCCUGCCUCUCUAUCCCUCCCUCAUCAGCUUCUACCUCCAACGCGAUCCUUCGCCCACGUCUCUCCUGAACCGGAUCCUUCACUACCUAAACGCCUACAAGAAUGCCUUUGCGAGGCCCAUCGAUUCCAAGUAUGACGUGGUCCUCCUGGGCGGAGCUCUCGGCUCUCUCUUUUCCUUCCUUCAAGCCAUCGCAGCACCGUUUAUCGGGUACAUUUCUGACAAGAAAGGGCGCCGGACCGCUCUGCUCUGGUCGAUGAUGGGUAAUAUCGCCAGCGUUGCUUUGUGGGUCGCCGCGACGGAUUUCAGGACGUUUCUCGGGAGUCGAAUCGUCGGUGGGCUGAGUGAGGGAAAUGUGCAGAUUGCGAAUGCGAUUGCUACGGAUAUCAGUGAUGAGAGUCAGAGGGGGGGCACGAUGGCGCUGGUUGGAGCUUGCUUCAGCAUCGCCUUUACGUUUGGGCCGGCAAUUGGGGCGGCGUUGGCGAAUGUUACGGGGGUCGCGGAGAAUCCGUUUGGUGUUGCGGCGGGAUGUUCGCUUCUCCUGAUCCUGAUAGAGACGGUUUAUAUUUAUGUCUACUUGCCAGAAACGCAUCCACGGUAUUCGAGGUUGGCGGAGGACCAGCCCUCUACGGAGAAACGGACGGCAGCACAGGUUUCCGAGCAACCCCAGGAAGACGACAAAAAGCCAGCGUCAAGUCCACCCCGAAAGCACACAAACAACCCAUCCCUCCUUAACAUAACGCACUUUCUCUUCCUCCUCCCUUUCUCCGGCCUCGAAUACUCUCUACCCUUCCUCACCGCAACACUCUACUCCCAAAUCUCGCCCUCUCACUCAACCACAAGCCCCUCGGCCCUAAACGGCCGCCUCCUUUCCGUCAUGGGCCUCCUCUCCUCUAUCCUCCAAGGCUCAAUAAUCCGCCGCCUCCCACCCCUGCUCACCAUCCGCAUUGGCGUGCUAGCAUGCACGCUUUCCUUUUUCUUCCUGGCGCGUAUAUCUACUCUUUCCGGGCUGUACGCCGCCAGUUGCUUGCUGGCUGUGACCAGCGCCACGGUGGUCACUGGGCUGAAUAGCCUGGGUAGCCUCGAGGCCGGUGAGGGCGAGAGAGGGGUGUUCUUGGGCCGGCUGAGGAGUUGGGGACAGGCGGGAAGAGCGACGGGGCCUAUACUAUUCUGCACCCUGUUUUGGUGGGGCGGUAGGGAGGUCGCAUAUAAUGUUGGCUGUGCGGCCAUGAUGGGUGUUUGCGCGAUCGUGUUUGGGGCAUUGAGGUCGCCGGUGCGCCCGAAAGUGGCCAAAAAGUGA